GUAAAAAGGUGUAGGUAGAGUGCCUACUUAAAGAAAGACAGGCUGACUGUAAGGUCCUUGGCCCAGCACAGGCCCUGAUCUGGUACUGAGGAAAUCCAAUUGGAGGGAGAUCCAGGCCCAGGGUGAAGUUUAUUUAUUGAGUGCUCUGACUGAUACCUGUUAGUUGUAUAAAGGAAAUCAUUUGUUCUUUCCUAAAUAAUGGUUAAUUCCACACAUUUGGCAAAGAAGUUACCCAGGAAAGGGCACUGGUUGUCUCUGGAACUUCUGAAAUAACAUCCUGGAACUGGAGAUUUCUGGGUAUUGGUAUUGUGUCUGCCCCUGACCUGCAAAGACCUCAGGGAGCAUAGCUGACAUUAAUAUCUUUAGAAGAACUUGAGCUCAAACACAUGCUUUUCAAAGCCAAAAGUGUAAGGAUUUAUUUGUGCAGACAAAGGUGACACGGAUACAGGAGAUCUUAGCUGGAAGACUCAUAAGGAGGAAGAAUAGGGAGAAGACAUAAGUGGCAGUGGAAAAAGAAAAGACAAAAGAGAAGGUGUCAAGACUGGGGAAAGGAGAUCCCAGAGGUGGAAGAAGAGGAGAAACAAAGAGGGUUGGCUCCACUCUAAUCAACCAUGAUCAGCAACCAGAGCCUCUCAUUGUCCCUGUGGGCUGCUCUAGCCCUGACACUGGUCAUAGCUGCAUGUCCUGUAACCAGUACUAAUGCUGAGGCCAAUCAGAAGGCAUUGGGAGGUGUGGAGCCUGCUGACCUGAACGAUGAGGAGGUGAAGAAAGCGGUGGACUUUGCUGUCGAAACCUACAAUGAUUUGACCAAUGACCUGUACAUUAGCAAGCCAAUACAAGUGAUGAGCGCAGGUCAGCAGGUCGUUGUUGGAAAGAACUUCUACUUGAGAAUUAAGUUAGGACGAACCACAUGUACCAAAGGCCAGUUUGUUGAUUUGGCUGAUUGCCCCUUCAAUGAACAGCCAUAUGAGAAGGAGACUGCAAUCUGCAACUUCGAGAUCAACACUGUGUCCUGGGAGAACAAGAUCUCCAUGACAAACAUCAGCUGUUACACUUCCUGAGGAUCUAUGCUGGGCUGCACUGUGCUGAUUUCCUCCUACUCUAGCUUCUCCUUUAGUUCCCUUUCCUCAGACAGGGAUCUGAGCCCUGAGUGACAUCACUUCAGAAUGCAAAGAUCAGUAGAGCAGGAUGCUGCAGACAGACCCUGCACACCUAAGUGGCUAAUUCCUUGUUUCUCCUACUGCUUCCCAAAUGCACCACUUUGAAGUGUUGCUUAUACCUUUCUAAAUAAAAGAC
Molecule: messenger RNA, 1296 nt
Organism: Myodes glareolus (Bank vole)
Lineage: Eukaryota; Metazoa; Chordata; Mammalia; Rodentia; Cricetidae
Product: cystatin-D-like
Cellular component (GO): cytoplasm; vesicle
Molecular function (GO): cysteine-type endopeptidase inhibitor activity
Source: RefSeq, a predicted model, not a curated record